This is a messenger RNA of Perognathus longimembris pacificus (Pacific pocket mouse), 2168 nucleotides long. RefSeq names its product solute carrier family 34 member 1 (gene Slc34a1). The record is from RefSeq and is a predicted model, not a curated record. Bases 136 to 2067 code for a protein of 643 amino acids. NCBI's taxonomy places the organism in Eukaryota, Metazoa, Chordata, Mammalia, Rodentia, Heteromyidae. Gene Ontology annotation, biological process: sodium-dependent phosphate transport; intracellular phosphate ion homeostasis. The transcript has 13 exons. Gene Ontology annotation, molecular function: sodium:phosphate symporter activity. Gene Ontology annotation, cellular component: apical plasma membrane; vesicle; brush border.
GAACAGAAGGAGGGGGGGCUAGGGUUCCAGAGACUUUGCCCUUGACCCGAAGGUAUAAAGAGGAGGGUCUCGGCUCCUCCUUAGGCUUCCCUGACUCACUGAAAAGGAGCUGAGACAGAUCCUCAAGGUACCCAGAUGAUGUCCUAUGGAGAGAGGCUGGGGGGCCCAGCUGUCUCCCCACUUCCGGUCCGUGGGGGCCAUGUAGUGCACGGGCCUGCCUUUGCCUAUGUGCCCAGCCCACAGGUCUUGCACAGGAUCCCGGGGACAUCGGCCUACGCCUUCCCCAGCCUGGGCCCCGUGACCCUCACGGAGCACAGCUGUCCCUGCGGAGAGGGUCUGGAGCACCAUGACCCCUUCCCAGCCAAGCUGGUCUUGGAAGAGGAGCAGAAGCCAGGUAGCACACAGGCCAGGGAGCCCAAGCUAGCCCAGAAACUACGCCAGGGUAUCGCCACCCUCAUCAAGGUACCGCUCAUGCUGGUCUUGCUCUACCUCUUUGUGUGCUCCCUGGAUGUGCUCAGCUCAGCCUUCCAGCUGGCUGGAGGGAAAGUGGCCGGAGACAUCUUUAAGGACAACGCCAUACUGUCUAACCCAGUGGCAGGCCUGGUGGUGGGCAUCCUGGUGACCGUGCUGGUGCAGAGCUCCAGCACCUCCACGUCCAUCAUCGUCAGCAUGGUCUCCUCUGGCUUGCUGGAGGUGAGCUCUGCCAUUCCCAUCAUCAUGGGCUCCAACAUCGGAACUUCCGUCACCAACACCAUCGUAGCCCUGAUGCAGGCGGGGGACAGGACUGACUUCCGGCGGGCCUUCGCGGGGGCCACAGUGCACGACUGCUUUAAUUGGCUGUCCGUUCUGGUUCUGCUGCCCCUGGAGGCGGCCACCAGCUAUCUGGACCACAUCACUGGGCUGGUGGUGGCCUCCUUCAACAUCCGAGGAGGCCAAGAUGCCCCGGACCUGCUGAAGAUCAUCACAGAGCCCUUCACAAAGCUGGUCAUCCAGCUGGACAAGUCCGUGAUCAACAGCAUUGCCACAGGGGACGAGUCUCUCAGGAACCACAGCCUCAUCCGCAUCUGGUGCUACCCAGACUCCAUCGAGGCGUCCAUGUCCAGGGUGGAAGCCAACUCCAGCCAGGCCCUCAGAAAUGUCACCAUGGAGAAAUGCAAACACAUCUUCGUGAACACUGGGCUGCCCGACCUGGCCGUGGGCCUCAUCCUGCUGGCUGGUUCUCUGGUGCUGCUCUGCACCUGCCUCAUCCUCCUGGUUAAGAUGCUCAACUCCUCGCUCAAGGGUCAGGUGGCCAAGGUCAUCCAGAAGGUCAUCAACACAGACUUGCCUUCCCCGUUCACCUGGGUCACAGGCUACUUUGCCAUGGUGGUGGGGGCCAGCAUGACCUUUGUGGUUCAGAGCAGUUCUGUUUUCACCUCGGCUAUCACCCCACUCAUCGGCCUGGGUGUGAUCAGCAUUGAGCGGGCCUACCCCCUCACCCUGGGCUCCAACAUCGGCACCACUACCACCGCCAUCCUGGCUGCGCUGGCCAGCCCCAGGGAGAAACUGUCCAGCUCUUUCCAGAUUGCCCUGUGCCACUUCUUCUUCAACAUCUCAGGGAUCCUGCUGUGGUACCCACUGCCCUGCAUGCGUCUGCCCAUCCGCAUGGCCAAGGCACUGGGCAAACUCACCGCCAAAUACCGCUGGUUUGCUGUCCUCUACCUCCUGGUGUGCUUCCUGCUUCUGCCUUCUCUGGUGUUUGGCAUUUCCAUGGCAGGCUGGCAGGCCAUGGUAGGUGUGGGUGCACCCUUUGGGGCCCUGCUGGCCUUCGUCGUACUUGUCAACAUCUUGCAGAAUCGGAGCCCCGGGCAUCUCCCCAAGUGGCUACAGAGCUGGGACUUCCUUCCCCUCUGGAUGCAUUCCCUGCAGCCUCUGGACCGCCUCAUCACCCGGGCCACCUUGUGCUAUGCCAGGCCUGAGCCCCGCUCACCCCAGCUGCCUACCAGGGUCUUCCUGGAGGAGCUGCCCCCUGCCACUUCCUCCCCCCGCCUGGCCAUGUCUGCUCACCACAAUGCCACCCGCCUCUAGGCUGCAGGCUGAGACUAUCACCCAGACAAGGGAAGGGCCUGGGCACGGAGCUCAUGGCAGAAAGGCAGAGGGCCUGAGUGUGCACAUGCGUGUGCAUGGGU